Molecule: messenger RNA, 2425 nt
Organism: Cylas formicarius (sweet potato weevil)
Lineage: Eukaryota; Metazoa; Arthropoda; Insecta; Coleoptera; Brentidae
Gene: APC4
Product: anaphase-promoting complex subunit 4
Exons: 4
Coding region: 189-2405 (738 amino acids)
Biological process (GO): positive regulation of mitotic metaphase/anaphase transition; protein K11-linked ubiquitination; anaphase-promoting complex-dependent catabolic process
Cellular component (GO): anaphase-promoting complex; nuclear periphery
Molecular function (GO): protein binding
Source: RefSeq, a predicted model, not a curated record
GUUGUAUGUUUUCGACUUUGAAAGCUAGGACGUUAAUUAUAGUUUCAGAAUUAAGCCUGCGACGUAUGUCGGUAAUGGGUGAUUGUCAUCCGUAAAAACGAAGAAGACAUUAGCACAGAUCACUAAAUAAUAUGGAUUCUGUUAUAUUCGUCUGCUAUAGGAUUAACUCUUAAAUUCCAAGCUACAUAAUGUUUUAUACGAUCAAACAACUUGAAGAGAAAAAUGUUGCUAAUGAAAUAAACUGUAUGGUUUGGAGUAAUCGUAUGGAUUUAGUAGCAUUUUCAAAUAAUAUUUCAGGUGAACUUGCAUUGCACAGAUUGACUUGGACCAGAGCUUGGAGCUUGAAUCCUCCAAAAGAUAAUACCACAGUGAGCGGAAUAGCAUGGAGACCUGAUGGUAAAGUGUUGGCCGUUGCAUAUAAUCCUGGUGAUGUAGUGUUAAUAGAUGUUGAAACUAAGUAUACAAUAACUUCUUUUGACAUUUCCCAAGACAUAUCAUUUAUUUCUUGGAUUCAGGAAAAGGCGCCCAUAAAACAAAAGGAUGUUUUAAAGGCAAAUGAUGAAGAAUCCACAAACCCUCCUGAUUUGUCUAAGCCUUACCUGAGACAUCCACCAAUUUUCUCGCUUAUUGAGGGUCCUCAUAUUGAAGAGGUGCGAAUAUUAUCGAACUUCCUACAGGAUCAAACUGAGUUUAAUAUUUUAAUAGUUGGGACUAAGGAAGGGUUACUGUAUCUGAUUGUUUUUGGUAGUUGGACUUGUGUGGUUAUAGAUGUAAACAAAUACAUAGGUGAAAAAUGUGAAAUUCAAAAUGCCCAUUUUACUGAGGAUUUAAGUAAAAUUAUUGUGACAGUUACAAGAGAAAAUCAAGAAACGAACAUAGUCAUUUUCAAUUCAGAAAUAUUUAAAACUCACACCAAAGAACUUUACAAUGUUACUGCUAAAUAUAUGAAGCUUCAUGAACUUCUAUUGUAUCUCGAAAAAGUUUUGGUAACAAUUACAGAAACAUGGGAAAAUAUUUUACUAGAAAUUGAUAACAAGUUAUCCAAGUAUGCCAGAAAAAUGCCAGAACAGGGAGUUACUGCUGAAUUUUUGGAACUUUUAAUGUUUGGGGUUUGCUCUGAGGAAAUGGAAGAGUUCUUAUUACAUGAUCUGACUAAAAAGGGCUUAGAAAAAUUUGGCCAAAGCAUGGAAAUUAGCUAUUCUAAUAUCCAAUCUUACCUAUUUCGCCAUAUAAUAAAAUUUGCCCCUAAUAUUACUUAUCACCUUACAGAUUUGAAGGGAAUGGCUCAAUUUAAAGAUAGAUAUGGGGGUUUAGGCUUAAAUACUGAGGUAAUCCAAGAAGCAAUUAGAGCCAAUGCUGCUUUUCUGAUCAAAGCAGCCGAAAUGCAGCAGAUAAUAAAUCAUUCCGUGAUUAACUAUAAGGCCUUCUUUAGGUGGUUAUACUCUUCUAUCAUGCACUUAGUGGAUGAGCCCAUUCCCUCAGACAUCCAAAAAAUGACUCAGCAGGAUCUCGCGUGCAUUACGGAGUUUUUGCAAAAUUUUGAUGGAUAUGGUGGCACGGAGAAAAAAGAUUCCAAAUUUGUGAUGGAACGCAUUGGCCAGUAUAUCGUUGACGCGCCAUUGACAAUCAAACCAGACAUGUCUGGCAAUGAUUGGACAGAAUUUCUACAGGAAAAUGAGUGUUUAGCGGAUAAUCCCCAUAUAUUUCAACAUUAUACUGACAAAUCCUUGGUGCAAGUUUUAAAUCAAUUAAAGGAUAGUAUAGACACGAUUUUUAAAAGGCCCUUGAAUCUUAUUGAGAGUCAAAUUAGUCACAUUCAUAAUUUAAAUUGUAAGAAUGUACUGCAAGGAGGUGCCAUAAAGAUGUCUUCAAUUAACAUAUCUAGUGAUGUCCAGGUAUUUUGUUUCCUAAAACCGAAAAAAAAUAUUUGCUUGCUCCAGAUGCAUAUUGAUAAAAAUGGAAAGUGCCAGGCUAGAGCUGGCAAAUUUUCUUUCAUUAAAGAAUCUCAGGAUAGCUUUAAUGUGGUAGACAUCCAAUUUUAUUCCUCAAGUGUUCUAUCAAUUUUGCUUGAGGAAAGCUGCAGUCCAAAUCAUGGAGUGAUGUUGCAAUUUUCUCUACCUUGCGCAUUAGACGAGCUUUUGGAAUUAGAUGUUGCUAAUGUCUUAAAUUUCGAUCACUGUCCUGUCAUAAAUGGGUUUGAUUUUACCACAAAGAUAACUAAGAAUGUAGACAUGUCAGUUUCCAAGUUCGCCGUUUCUGGAAGUAGACGGGUAGGCAUGGUACUGGCAGAAAAUAAGAAAAAAAUUAAACUGUAUGAAAUGGAAUGUGAGGAAGAAGAUGAAGAAGAUACGGACAUGACUAACAUUUUGAAAGAUAUGAGUAUGCAAGAAAGUUUAACAGAAUAGUGUUCAAAAAACGGUAAAAC